This is a messenger RNA of Xiphias gladius (swordfish), 1364 nucleotides long. RefSeq names its product transcription factor HES-5-like. Gene Ontology annotation, cellular component: nucleus. The record is from RefSeq and is a predicted model, not a curated record. The transcript is spliced from 2 exons. Bases 1 to 723 code for a protein of 240 amino acids. Gene Ontology annotation, biological process: regulation of transcription by RNA polymerase II; regulation of neurogenesis; anterior/posterior pattern specification. NCBI's taxonomy places the organism in Eukaryota, Metazoa, Chordata, Actinopteri, Istiophoriformes, Xiphiidae. Gene Ontology annotation, molecular function: DNA-binding transcription factor activity, RNA polymerase II-specific; protein dimerization activity; RNA polymerase II cis-regulatory region sequence-specific DNA binding.
AUGUGGCAGCCCUGCGUUCCUCAAAGCCCUUCCCAGCGCUCUCAUUGGCCCGGGGACUGUGAGAAACUCCAACAAGCCCAAGACCCACACAUUCAUAUGGAGAUUUGGGUGUAUAAAUACAGGGCAGAGGCAGAGGAGAAGGCAGCUCAGAUUCAACUGGCUCUUCAAACCAAGCAGGAACGCGCUGACUCUACAGCUAUGGCACCCACUGUUUUCUCUAAGGAACACCUGACUCCUGCUCAUAAGCUGAGAAAGCCAAUGGUGGAGAAACUGCGCAGAGACCGCAUCAACACCAGCAUCGAGCAGCUGAAAUCCCUGCUGGGUCCAGAGUUCCUCAGGCAGCAGCCCGAUUCCAAGCAAGAGAAGGCGGACAUCUUGGAGAUGGCUGUGUCUUUUCUGAGAAGCUGGCAGCAGAAGCAGCAGCAGCAGCAGCAGCAGCAGCAGCAGCAGCAGCAGCAGCAGCACGUCAGCGUGACCUCUGGCCUGACGACGGCCAGCGACGGCUACUCCCGCUGCGUGCAGGAGGCCGUCAGCUUCCUGUCCCACUGCGAGGUCCAGACUCAGGCCCACAGACGGCUCCUCAGCCACUUCCAGGGCCUGCAGGCGUCCAGCAGGACCGGCCAAGCUCCCUGCGCCCUGUCACCUCCUGGCUCUCCUCUCCGUCAGGUCAGCUCCAGCAAGGGUGUGAGCCAGGCCAGCUGUGGUCUGUGGAGGCCUUGGUAGGAUGGAGGCAGCAUCACCUCCACAAAGACAGAAAGAGAUCUACGUCUGUGAAUGUCAUGGACAGAAAGUUAAAGACUCACUGAAGUCUGUUUCAUUUUGCUUUGGCAGGAGAUUCAAUAUUGUUAAGUGUUAUACUAGUGUGGCGAAAUGGGCUCAAUGUCCCAGUAUUCCUUUGGAAGGACUGAAAGGAUUCAGGUUUUACUGAAUAUGUACACCAUGUGUAUUAUACUCUAUAUAAUUUAGAGUGUUCACUCUGUGAUUGUGUCAAUUGUUCCUUUGGAAAAGCAGAUCCUGGAUUUUAUUUGUGAGUCCACAUUAUUUAAGUGUCUGAGACACUGAUUGACUGACGUGUUUAAACCACUGUCUAUCUUUGAUACUGAGUAUCACUGACUGAUACCUUGAUCAUCUUGGCGCUGAUGAAGCAACAACAUCCCAUUAAUGGAUCCCAUGGAUCCACUUUUACUGUAAAUCUUGUUAUGAUUAUACUUUAUAAUGACUAUUUGUAACCAUUAUUUGGCCUAUGUGUGAAGUGAGUGUUACUGCUGAAAUUGUACCUGCUAACUGUUCAGUUGUGAUGUUCAUAAUAGAUGUUUUUUCAUCUUCAAAUGAAUACCUUUUAUAAAGGCAUUUUAUGUUGACAU